Messenger RNA from Prorocentrum cordatum, 4212 nucleotides. Lineage: Eukaryota; Dinophyceae; Prorocentrales; Prorocentraceae. The record is from the annotation of a GenBank genome assembly.
AUGGCUGGCGAGGGGAAGCGGGCAGCGGCGGAGCCUGGCCGGGGCCUCCUGGCGCAGGCCCGCAAGGUGCAGGCCGCCGGGGGCCGCGCCGUUGCCGUGGGCCCCCCGCUGCCGGCGCCGAGGCGGGCGCCCGCCCGGCAGGGGCCCGCGGCUGGAAGUACGCUCGACGCGCAGAGGCAGUCCGGGCAAUUCCCAGUCCCGGACACUCUCCAGCCUGGGAGCCAGCUCCAGCUCCGGCUCCGCCUCCAGGCCACAGCGCCCGAGCCGAUGACGGUCGUUGCUGAGGACGGCACGGGGGCAGUCGCGAACGAGAGUGGCGUUGAGGACGUGGAGGACGCCUCGGCCUCCCCCCAGGAGAACGCCUCAGAGGUCGUUGCUGAGGACGGCACGGGGGCAGUCGCGAACGAGAGUGGCGUUGAGGACGUGGAGGACGCCUCGGCCUCCCCCCAGGAGAACGCCUCAGAGGUCGUUGUCGAGGACGGCACAGAGGCCGUCGCGAACGAGAGUGGCGUUGAGGACGUGGAGAACGCCUCGGCCUCCCCCCAGGAGAACGCCUCAGAGGUCGUUGUCGAGGACGGCACAGAGGCAGUCGCGAACGAGAGUGGCGUUGUGGACGUGGAGAACGCCUCGGCCUCCCCCCAGGAGAACGCCUCAGAGGUUGUUGUCGAGGACGGCACGGGGGCAGUCGCGAACGAGAGUGGCGUUGAGGACGAGAAGAACGCUUCGGCCUCCCCCGAGGAGAACGUCUCAGAGGUCGUUGUCGAGGACGGCACAGAGGCCGUCGCGAACGAGAGUGGCGUUGUGGACGUGGAGAACGCCUCGGCCUCCCCCCAGGAGAACGCCUCAGAGGUUGUUGUCGAGGACGGCACGGGGGCAGUCGCGAACGAGAGUGGCGUUGAGGACGAGAAGAACGCCUCGGCCUCCCCCGAGGAGAACGCCUCAGAGGUCGUUGUCGAGGACGGCACGGGGGCAGUCGCGAACGAGAGUGGCGUUGAGGACGAGAAGAACGCCUCGGCCUCCCCCGAGGAGAACGCCUCAGAGGUCGUUGUUGAGGAGAACGCCUCAGAGGUCGGUGUCGAGGAUGGCGCGGAGGCGGUCGCGAACGAGACUGGCGUGGAGAACGAGUCGUCCGUCCCCGCGGAGAACGCCUCGGAUGUCGGUGCCGAGGACGGCGCGGAAGCGGUCGCGAACGAGACUGGCGUCGAGAACGAGUCGUCCGUCCCCGCGGAGAACGCCUCAGAGGUCGGUGUCGAGGACGGCGCGGAAGCGGUCACGAACGAGUCUGGCGUCGAGAACGAGUCGUCCGUCCCCGCGGAGAACGCCUCGGAGGUCGGUGUCGAGGACGGCGGAGGGGCGGUCGCCAACGAAAGCGGCGUCGAGAACGAGUCGUCCGUCCCCGCGGAGAACGUCUCGGAGGUCGGUGUCGAGGACGGCGCGGGGGCGGUCGCCAACGAGAGUGGCGUUGCCGGUGAGAACGCCACCGAGAACGCCUCAGAGAUCGGUGUCGAGGACGAUGUAGAGGUGGUCGCCAACGAGAGCGGCGUCGAGAACGAGUCGUUCGUCCCCGCGGAGAACGCCUCAGAAGUCGGUGUCGAGGACGGCGCGGGGGCAGUCGCGAACGAGAGUGGCGUUGGUGGUGAGAACGCCACCGAGAACGCCUCGGAGGUCGGUGUCGAGGACGGCGUAGGGGCGGUCGCCAACGAAAGCGGCGUCGAGAACGAGUCGUCCGUCCCCGCGGAGAACGCCUCAGAGGUUGGUGUCGAGGACGGCGCGGGGGCAGUGGUCGCCAACGAGAGUGGCGUUGGUGAUGAGAACGCCACCGAGAACGCCUCAGAGGUCGGUGUCGAGGACGGCGUAGAGGCGGUUGCGAACGAGAGUGGCGUUGCCGGUGAGAACGCCACCGAGAAUGCCUCAGAGGUCGGUGUCGAGGACGGCGCGGGGGCAGUCGCCAACGAGAGUGGCGUUGGUGGUGAGAACGCCACCGAGAACGCCUCAGAGGUUGGUGUCGAGGACGGCGCGGGGGCAGUGUCGAACCAGAGUGACGUUGCCGGUGAGAACGCAACGGACAACGCCUCAGAGGUCGGUGUCGAGGACGGCGCGGGUGCCGUCGCCAACGAGAGCGGCGUGGAGAAUGAGUCGGCCUUUGCCGGGGAGAACCUCACGGAGAACGCCUCAGAAGUGGUUGCCGAGGACGGUGGGGGGGCAGUCGCGAACGAGAGCGGCGUCGAGAACGCGUCGGCCUCUCCCGCGGAGAACGCCACCGACAACGCCUCAGAGGUCGGCGUCGAGGAUAACAAGACUGCGGACGACUACUACGCGGUGCCCGACAAUUCGACGGGAGACAACGAGUCUCUCCACAACGUGUCAGAUGUCUUCGACAAUGUUAGCACUUCUUAUGAAAAUGCUUCUUCAGACGUCAACAUGAGCAUUGUUGAAAAGAACGCCAGCGUGGAAGACGUGACCAUACCUGCAGGGAAUGACACAGAUACCAACGUGAGCAUGAACAACGUGUCAGAUGCAUUCGACAAUGCGAGUAGUCUUGAGGACAAUGCGACAGAGGAAGUCAUUGGUUUGAACGAAUCAGACAUCAAUUUGACUAACAUGUCGGAUGCGAGCUUUGUGGAAGAUAAUGCCAGCGUAGAAGACACUGCCUCGAACGAUACCAACACGUCUGUUGCAGAAAACGGAACCGUCCCCAAGUCCGCAGAUGACAAUGCUUCUUCUGAUAACGUGAGCACGUACAACGUGUCAGAUGCAUUCGAGAAUGCGAGCAGUCUUGAUGACAACUCUACAGAAGAAAGCACUGCUUUGAACGAGUCUGUCAUCAACUUUACCAACAUGUCGGAUGAGGACUAUCAGGAAGAGAACGCCAGUAUGGAAGGCAGUGGCACGAACGAUACAAACAUGUCUGCUGCGGAAAAUGAGACACUUGACAUCUUCUCACCCGGCCCAAAUGCAUCAGACCAAAACAUUUCAGAUGCCAACGUGAGCAUGUACAACGAGUCGGAUGUAUUUGAUAAUGCGAGCAGUUUUGAGGACAACGCGACAGGGCAAGGCACUGGAGUCAACGAGUCAGUCGCAAACUUGACCAACAUUUCGGAUGACAUCUUUGUGGAAGAGAACGCAAGCGUGGAAGGCGUUGGCGCGAACGAUAGCAACAUGUCUGGUGCUGAUAAUCUCACUGGUGACUCGAAUGCUACUGACGCAAGUGUCGCAAACUUGACGGAGCAAAAUACCUCAGAUGCCAACGUGAACAUGAGCAAUGUUUCAUAUGAAUUCGACAAUGCGAGCAGUAUUGAGGACAACGCGACGGGCGAUAACAUGGGUUUGAACGAAUCAGCCACUAAUUUCACUAACACGUCGGAUGCGAGCUUUCUGGAAGAGAAUGCCAGCGUGGAAGGCGUCGACUCGAACGAUACCAACGUGACUGCGGUAGAAAACCUAACCGUUGACAACUUUACUGCUGACUCGAAUGCCUCUGACGUAAGUUUCGAGAACUUGACGGAACCAAAUAUUUCAGACGCUAACGUCAGUAUGUACAAUGGGUCGGACGCUUAUGAAAAUGCAAGUUAUCUUGAUAUUAAUGCGACUGGGGACGAUGUCGUCAACUUAUCAGAUGUAGAUAACUAUUCUAGACGCAACGCCACAGUUGACGCCAAUGUCUCGGGCGGAGAGUACGGGAACACGACAGAAGAGAAUGUUUCAGAUUCCAACCAAUCCGCGUACAAUGUCUCGGACACAUUCGACAAUGCGAGUAUUCCAGAUAAUAACGCGACGGGGCAAGACAUGGCCUUGAAUGAAUCGGAGGGAAAUUUCACCAAUGUGUCAGAUACAGUCAAUGAGACCAUUGAGAAUACCAGUGCGGACUCUAAUGUAUCCGUUGUAGACCUUGAGAAUUCGACAUUCGAUAACGCCUCGGAUGCCAAUCUGUCCACUGACAACGUCUCGGAUAUUUCGGACAAUGCCAGCAUUCUGGAUGAUAAUGCGUCCGGAGAAGCUUUCAGCAAUAUCACCAACAUGUCAGAAGCAGUCAAUGAGACCAGUGACAAUAUUUCGGCAGACUCUAAUGCUUCAAGUGCGGAUUCGGGGAAUUCAAGCGACGAUACCAACGCGACCAUGUUCAAUGCGUCGGACGUUAAUGAAAGCAUUCUGGAUGGCAAUGAGACUGGGGAGGUGAACAUCUCGGAUGGUAAUCUCACACUGAGGAGGUGA